Messenger RNA from Gymnodraco acuticeps, 5049 nucleotides. RefSeq names its product microtubule associated monooxygenase, calponin and LIM domain containing 2a (gene mical2a). The transcript is spliced from 22 exons. The record is from RefSeq and is a predicted model, not a curated record. Gene Ontology annotation, molecular function: protein binding; FAD binding. Bases 377 to 3718 code for a protein of 1113 amino acids. NCBI's taxonomy places the organism in Eukaryota, Metazoa, Chordata, Actinopteri, Perciformes, Bathydraconidae.
UUGAACUAUGCGUUUGGCAUGAGGAAGUGUGGAUCCUCUGGAUGAAAGAGAACUCACAGCAGCCCAGUAGCUGCUCUGCAUAGCUGUGCUCAGGGAUGUGUCCUGAGCCCCGCCCUCUAACACUGGACCCAGCUGCUCCAUAGAGCUGCACAGAAACACUGCUGCCUGCUGUCAGGGACUGAGGACCGACACACUGCUCACACACACACUUCAGGACGGCGUGUGACCAAACACACUGGAAAGAAGGAGAGUUCUAACUGAUAUAUGUGACUGGGCAUGACGGUGCGGGCCAAGCUGAGGGUGUAGCCACAUCUGGCAGAGACUGCUGAAGUGAGCAGGAGCCUCAGCACAGCAAACUCUCUACUUCAGAGGGAGCAUGGGAGAGAUGGAGGAGGACAGGGACAAUGUGGGCAAGCUGUUUGAGGACUUCGUACAGUCCUCGACCUGUAAGGGAGCCCUCCAGGCCUUCAACGUCCUCUGCAGGAGGCUGGACCUCGACCCUGCCGACAAUGACAUUUUCUACAGCAGUCUGAAGGCCAAGCUCACCUCCUGGAAGGCCCAAGCACUGUGGAGUAAGCUGGACAAGAGGAUGUCGCACAAGGAGUACAAGAAAGGCCAAGCCUGUGUGGGCACUAAGUGCCUGAUCAUCGGAGGCGGCCCCUGCGGCCUGCGGACAGCCAUCGAGCUCGCUUUGAUGGGUGCCAAAGUGGUGGUGAUCGAAAAGAGAGACUCCUUCGCCAGGAACAACGUGCUGCACCUCUGGCCUUACACCAUUCAUGACCUGCGGGGCCUCGGGGCCAAAAAGUUCUAUGGCAAAUUCUGCGCCGGGGCCAUAGACCACAUAAGCAUUCAAAAGCUGCAGCUGGUCCUGCUGAAGGUUGCCCUGAUUGUUGCUGUGGAGUUUCACAUCAAUGUGGAGUUUGUCAAACUGUUGGAACCUCCAGAGGAUCAGGAAAAUGAAGGUAUUGGGUGGAGAGCUGCAAUCCGACCUGCUGAUCACCCCGUGGCCAACUUUGAGUUUGAUGUCGUGGUGGGGGCUGACGGACGCAGAAAUACUCUGGAAGGUUUCAAAAGGAAGGAGUUCAGGGGAAAGUUGGCGAUAGCCAUAACAGCUAACUUCAUUAACAGGAACACAACUGCAGAGGCGAGAGUAGAAGAGAUCAGCGGCGUGGCCUUCAUCUUCAACCAGAAAUUCUUUCUCGACCUCAAAGAGGAGACAGGAAUUGAUCUGGAGAACAUCGUGUACUACAGGGACAACACACAUUACUUUGUCAUGACUGCCAAGAAGCAAAGCCUGCUGGACAAAGGAGUCGUCAUCCAUGAUUACAUAGACACCCAGAUGCUGCUGAGCAGUGAAAAUGUCAACCAGGAAGCUCUUCUGUGCUACGCCCGAGAGGCUGCUGACUUUGGCACCAACUACCAACUUCCCACGCUGGAUUUUGCCAUGAACCACUGCGGGCAGCCAGAUGUAGCGAUGUUUGACUUCACAAACAUGUAUGCCUCGGAGAACGCUGCUCUGGUCAGGGAGAGAUUUGGACACCAGCUGCUGGUAGCACUGGUUGGCGACAGCUUACUCGAGCCCUUCUGGCCCAUGGGGACGGGAUGUGCCAGAGGCUUCCUGGCUGCUUUUGACACGGCCUGGAUGGUAAAGAGCUGGGCUCAGGGUCGCACGGCUCUGGAAGUGUUGGCAGAAAGGGAGAGUAUUUACAGGCUACUUCCACAGACAACAACUGAAAACAUUGGCAAAAACUUUGAGCAGUACACCAUAGACCCUGGGACUCGGUACCCCAACCUCAACUCCGCCUGUGUCAGGCCACACCAGGUGCGUCACUUGUACAUCAGCACAGAAUUGAGUUCUUGCUCUCUGCAGCGUAAUGUUACCAUACGAAGACCUGUCAAUCUCAGCAGACAAGAGUCAGAAAUCAGACCGACAAGGCUUCUUACUUGGUGCCAGAAACAGACGGAUGGCUUCAGGAAUGUGAUGAUUACAGACCUGACGUCUUCUUGGAAAAGUGGCAUCGCCCUCUGCGCCCUCAUCCACAGGUUCAAACCCCAGCUGAUAGAUUUUGAUUCAUUAAACGAGGAAGACCACUCUGUAAACCUCCAGCUGGCUCUUGACAUCAGUGAGCGUGAGUUCGGCAUCGCGUCAUUCACAUCCGGGCAGGAGCUGAGUGUUGGUCAGGAGCUCGAUAAAACCAAGAUGAUCACCUACCUGUCCAAGUUCUACGAGCUGUUCCGCGGCACACCUCUACCUGCCUCAGGAUCCAGAGGAGUGGAUGAAAAUAAUGAAGAUUAUCCCUCUAAGGAUGUCAGAAGUAAUAAUAAUGUGCUCAAUCUUGCACAGCCCAGGAAACGGGUACCAAAGGAUGAACAGAAGACAGACGGUACAGAUCCCAUUUACAAAAGGAGGCGGAAAUUCUGCAGUUAUUUGGAGGAGGCCACCAAUUUGUCCAGUAAUGGCUCCCCAGUGCGAGACGACCAAGAGCCAAAGGAAAAUAAAGUGCGCUCAAUUUCUACUCAGUUGCUGGCCAAGUUUGAAAGCUCACCCAGACCCAGCUACUCCAUCAGCAAAACACAGGUAAACAAACGUACGUCUUCUUCCCUGCAAACUCUUACCUUUGCUGAGAGAGUGCACAUUGAACUGAGGCCUCGAGUCCCACCUAAACCUCCUCCUGAGAUGCAGUUUGAAGUCAGUAUCAGAAAGGCAGCCGAACACUUAGUGCGCCCGCCUCCCAAGACCCUCCCCAAACCUCAGCUGCAGCCCGAGGCCCAGCAUCCAUUUUCUGUAGUGAGGCUCAGACAUGUUGAUCAGACGCACGCUGAGACGAAGCCUGAGCCUCAGCCUGAGAGCGCAGACCCCCCCGCUCCGUCUCCCUCCUGCCAAUCUGCAAUCCAUUUCAUGUCGAGAGUCCUCCAGCGCCUCAGGGAGGUGGACGAACACGUCUCUGAGAAAAAAGCUCAGACACAACAGGCUAGAGAGUUUCACACAAAGAGUAUAAAGGAAAAAGCUGUUCACCUUAGGGGGUUGUUCUCAGCAGAGAGCUCUGCUGAGCUCAAGGGCGGCUCAGUACGAAGGGCAUUCCCCCCGUCGGGCGACAAGUGUCACUCAUGCGAGAAGCGUGUUUACAUGGUGGAGAGGGUCUGUGCCGAGGGGCUCUUCUUCCACAGGGAGUGUUUCCGCUGUUCCACCUGCAGCUCCACCCUGCGACAGGGAGCACAUGCCUUCGACUCUGAAGAGGGAAAAUUGUACUGUAAACUUCAUUUUGAUCAACGCAACAACGGGACAAACCUAUGGAGGAACUUGUCUUUUCGCUCUAAUCCAUCUGGAGCCAGAGUACAGGAGCCAUGUGUAGAUGAUGAACAGAGCUCACAGUCCAGCAGCCUUGUGGACCUGCAGAGUGAAUCCUCAGCAGGUACCUUCAGCUCGUUCAUGAGGAAACACCUGAGCUGGCCCCUGCGUGUGACGCGUGCUGUGUGUAACGCCCCCCGGUAUUUGUCCAAUCGUGUGCGUAGUACAGCACAGAGCCUCGCCGCCCACCUGAGGGACAAUGCCCAGGACUAUGAGCUCCUGUAUGAACUCCUGAGCGUGAGCUUGCCCCUGCUGCUAGUUUUACACGACGUUCUGCUGCAGAUGCAGACAGAGGCUCCUGAGGGGCCCGGCGCUCUGCAGCCUGCUCUGCUGUGGCUGCAGGAGCAGAUAGGGCACAGGCUCAUCUAGCAGACUCCAGCUGUUAAUAUUUGACUUCAAAUGCCAUUAAAUCUGUGGCCAAAGUGCACAUCAGCAGGAGUGUUCUCUUUUUAUUUAAUUUGUAGCCGUGCACAAGCAGCUUUGUAAUGUUUACUUGCCUUUUAUGAUGAUACUGCCCUUAGUGUCUUGUACAUCAGCCAAAGAGUCGCUGUAGGUUUGCUCAUUCAACCUUAGGGUUGAUAAAAGCUGCAUUUUUUUAUUUUGCAGUGGGUUUGAUGUGUAAACUGCACUCUUUGUUGGGUGAGAAUAAGUUAAAUUAAUAGUUAGAAGGUAGUUAAAAUGCAAAUAAAACAGGCCACAGUCAGUGCAUUAAAGGCUUGAGACUGCUGAAAUCAUCAUUGCUGUAGAACUCAACCUUUCACAAACUGUCUUGGAAAAUGUAUCCUGCAGUUAGAUGUUUUAAAUCAGGUCAUGACUGACUAACUUGAUGCACUUUAUUUUUGGGAACUGCCUCGUCGAAGCAGCAGUAAACAGCCAGCUCUCAGUUUAAUGCUGACCAGCAGACAGGUUAUCUUUUGACUAUGCAUACCUGCUCCUGCAAUAUUUGUUUCCCUCUAAGAUCUAAAUGCAGGUUUGUGUGUUUUACCAUUUUAUUUUUAUUUUUAUAUUGAACUCUCAGUUUAGUUUUUUAAGGAUUCUUGAAUGGAUAACACCAAAGAAUAUCUGCAAUGAGUUUCCCUCUCAGUAUUUAGUUCUACUUUGCUGCCAUCUACUGUUGACUCUCAGAAAAACCAUUAAAGCUCAAAUGAGAUACUAUGCCCAUUUUAAACCUCUCCCUGUAAAACAUAGCAUUACGUUUAAAAACAUUUAUUUAUGAUUUAUUUUAAUUUACUGUGGACAGUAGAAGCUGGUGAGCAUGCUGUUUGAAUAUGCUCGCCUUUCUUGCCAUCAUUUUAAAGCAUGUUGUUGGAAGAUCAACUGCAGGUCUCUUUUACUUUGGACACUAUCUAUUGAUGCCUAUGAAGCACUUCAGAGUUGUGUUUUUUGUAUACAAUAUCUGUGAAUGAUAUUUGCAAAGACUUGUUUUUACAGCAUGACGUGCCGGAUAUGCAAUUAGAUUUUUGUGUUUUGUUGUCAGCUACCUAAUUUGUUUUAUGUUUUUUAAAUUACUAAAUCUGCUGCAUGUAAUAUGAGCUGCUUUACAGUGUUUUAAUAUACCAAAGAAAUGACUCUUACACACUGACUGGACUUCAUACAUCUGUGCGACAAUACUUGUGAACUGUAACAUGUAACGGUGCCAGCGUCUUCUUUAUGAAUGUCAGUAUUUUGCUUUGUUUUCAUAAACGUUUUCAACAAUUUUA